AUGGAUUCACAAGAAGAAGAGGAAAUUAAUCCCCAAUCCGAGUCGACCGCCCACUCUAAUGUUCGCGCGAAGACGGAUAUCACAUGGAAAUAUGUUACCGAAGCUCAAGAUGAAAAUGGUAAAAAGAUGCGCAUUUGUACAUUUUGCAACAAGUCAUUUCGUGGGGGAGGCAUUAACCGAAUGAAACAACACCUUGGUGGAGUUAAAGGAAAUGUAGCUGCGUGUUUAAAGGUCCCGGCGGAUGUAAGGUGUCAAAUGAAAAUUUUGUUUGAAGAGAGUACACAAAAAGGUAAAAAUACAGUUGUUUUAGAUACUGAGACGGGUAGCACACUAAAAUCAAAAAGUCUUGGUAAAAGGAAAGCUUCUUCAACAUCCGACAACGCACAAUCGUAUUUCUCAAGAGGUAUAAAUGAUCAUACUCAACCUUCAAUUAGAUCUGUAUGGCAAAGUAAGGAAAGAGUUCAUGAUACAGAUUUAGCUGUAGCCAUGUGGCUAUAUGAUGCAUGCAUACCUAUGAAUGCCGUAAAUUCUCCCCUUUUUCCAAUUGCAAUGAGUAAAGUAGCUUCCAUGGGGCAUGGAUAUACGGGACCUUCCUACCAUCAAGUUCGUGUAAAUUUGUUGAAAGAUGCUAAGCAAUCUGUGAAACUUAUAGUUGAUUCUUAUAGAGAGCAAUGGGCUGAAAGAGGUUGCACUAUAAUGAGUGAUGGAUGGAGAGACGUUAGACAAAGAGCUCUAAUUAAUUUUUUGGUUUAUUGUCCAACGGGGAUUUCAUUCAUCAAAUCUGUUGAUGCUUCUGAUAUUGAGAGUAAUGCUGAAGGUUUAUGCAAUUUGUUUAGUGAAAUUGUUGAGAUUGUUGGUUCCAAGAAUAUUGUUCACUUGGUCACUGAUAAUGCUGCAAAUUACAAAGCUGCGGGAAGAUUAUUAUGUGAUAGAUAUCCAAUGAUUUCUUGGUCUCCUUGUGCGGCUCACUGUAUAAAUUUGAUCUUGAAGGAUGUUUCAGAAAUGGAAGAUGUGUCUACUUUGAUACAACUUGCAUCACGAAUUACAAUUUUCAUCUACAACCACCCUCUAAAUUGGUUGAGAAAAAGACCCGGUUGGACAGAAAUUAUCCGUCCUGGGGCCACCCGAUUUGGCACAUCAUUCAUUGCAUUGAAGAGUUUACAUGAUCAUAAGCAUGAUUUGCAAGCUUUAGUAACCUCUCUUGAUUUCAAAAAGAUGUUGAAAGUGACUAAAGCUAAUGAUGUGAAAGACACUAUCUUAGAUCCGAAGUUUUGGAAUAAUUGUUUUAUAACGGUUCAGGUGAUGACUCCUAUCUUGAGACUUUUGCGUAUCUGUGAUUCCGAUGAAAAGCCUUCAUUAGGCUACGUUUAUGAAGGUAUGCUUAGGAUAAGAAAAGGAAUCAAAGAGUUGUUUAAAAGGAAAAGACGUAACUAUAAGAGGUAUGUUGAUAUCAUUGAUGCACGUUGGGAUAAGAUGUUACGCAAAAGUCUUCAUGCAGCAGCUUAUUGGCUAAAUCCGAUAUUUCAAUAUGAAAAAGAUAAUCGUGAAGAAAAGGAUAAGGCAUGGGUAGGGGUGCUUGAUAUGAUUGAGAAGUUAACGAGUUUAGAUAAUAGUGUGCAAAUAACUAUUUCACACUUGGCAAAAUUUCGGGAUAAAGUAGGUACUUUUGGUCGAUCUAUUGCUUUGAAUUCCGUGGAGCUUGAGCGUCCCGAUGAGUGGUGGAAAGCAUUCGGUGGAGAUGUACCGGCGUUGCAAAAAUUUGCCGUAAGAAUUUUAAGUCAAACCGCAUCCUCUUCUGGAUGUGAAAGGAAUUGGAGUGUUUUUGAGAGAAUUCACACCAAAAGAAGGAACCGCUUGGAGCAUCAAAGGCUAAGUGAUCUCGUGCUAAAUGAGAGCAAAAGGCCAUAUGACCCGGUUGAUUACCAAGGCAUUGAUAAAAACGAAUUUUGGGUGGUGGAAGACGAGAAGGAAGCCGAGCUUAACUAUGAUGAUUUAGAAAAUAUGCUCGAUGAGGAGGAACUACCAAUUGACCUUGAUUCACAACCAUCCGAAGCUAAUAGUAGAAACGUGUGUUGUCAUCUUCAAGCUUUCACGGUUUCGAGUCCCAUUCUUAAGGACUCAUCUGGUCUCGACUCACAAGAUCUCGAGUCACAGGUUUUGAGGUGUGGUUCUGAAAGCUGGUUCGUUCAUUCAACUGCUAAGUGUUUGAGUUGGCGAGUACACGGGUUCUCGCUUUGA
Molecule: messenger RNA, 2238 nt
Organism: Helianthus annuus (common sunflower)
Lineage: Eukaryota; Viridiplantae; Streptophyta; Magnoliopsida; Asterales; Asteraceae
Exons: 5
Coding region: 1-2238 (745 amino acids)
Molecular function (GO): protein dimerization activity; DNA binding
Source: RefSeq, a predicted model, not a curated record